This is a messenger RNA of Aspergillus pseudoviridinutans, 735 nucleotides long. RefSeq lists its product as uncharacterized. Gene Ontology annotation, molecular function: glycogen binding; protein phosphatase 1 binding. Gene Ontology annotation, cellular component: protein phosphatase type 1 complex. Gene Ontology annotation, biological process: regulation of glycogen biosynthetic process. The coding region runs from base 1 to 735 and encodes 244 amino acids. The transcript has 2 exons. The record is from RefSeq and is a predicted model, not a curated record. NCBI's taxonomy places the organism in Eukaryota, Fungi, Ascomycota, Eurotiomycetes, Eurotiales, Aspergillaceae.
AUGCCGACAAACCCGACGCAGGCGAAGGCAGUCCGUUUUGACUCUCACUUGGAGCAUAUUCGCUACUUCUCAAAAACUGAUAAACCGCAAUUUGUCAGUUCCGGCUCCUCGCCUGUAGAGGAUCGCGUCCGGACGUUUCACAAGAGCAGGUCAAACAAUAACCUCGAUCGGUUUGUAUUCAGCAUCAAUCUCAGUGAGCAGGAAAAUUUGGAAAUGAAAACUAUGUUCGUCUGUAUUCGGUAUCAUGUCAGUGAGCAGGACUUCUGGGAUAACAACACCAUGAGGAAUUACCAAGUCAACUUUACCAAGGUCCAUAAGCCCGAGCCUGGCAGUUACAAAGAGCAUCCAAGCAAUCCUUGGGUCAAUCGUGAUGAUGGUAUGACCGAAGAGGCUGAUAACCCUAUGCCUUUGCGCCGUCGUAAACUGGCCCGCCGAUUGUUUGGUACCCGUUAUGAUUUCGAUUUAUCUUUGAAUGCCGAGGUACCCGCAAAACUGGACCAGGAUCCUACCAUGCCAGCUGCUCAAGCACAACAUGGACCGUCUCGGUCUACAUUUCAUACAAGGAAGGCGGAUUUUCUUGAUUCGCGCCAUCCUGAACGCAAGCAUCCUCUUCCCCUUGUAUCAACAAUCCCGACUUUCGAGUCCCCCAAGUAUAGAGAGCUUGUUAAUCGCUACUGUUACUCCGGUCAUCCGUGUUCCCAGUUGGUCAUGAAUGAGCCACUGGAUGUUUCAUGA